AUGCGUCCGAAGAAAGUGAGCGCCAAGGAGAGCAGAGAGAGGAAAAAGCGAAUGAUGUGCCUCGAACUAAAGAAAGAAAUAGUGGAAAAACACGACCAAGGUGUGCGUGUCGUCGACUUGGCGAGGGAGUACGAGCGCAGCAGUUCCACCAUCUGCACGAUACUCAAGCAGAAAGAGCUGAUUAAGGCGAUAUCGCCAGCCAAGGGCAUUAAAAUAAUUUCCAAGCAGAGGACGGCGAUCCAUGAAGACAUGGAGAGGCUGCUGGUGGUGUGGUUGAAGGAGAAGCAGCUGGCAGGCGAUACCGUGACCGAGGCUAUAAUCUGCGAGAAGGCGCGAGCUAUCUACGCUAGUUUACUGCAGAAGACCCCAGGAACUUUGACGGACGAGGCAUUAGCCGAGCAGUUCAAAGCUAGCCGGGGCUGGUUGGAUGGAUUUAAAAAGAGGAUCGGCAUUCGCUUUGUCGUCAGGAACGGUGAGGUAGCGAGCUCAGAUAUGGAAGCGGCUGACGACUACCUGAAAACCUUUUCUGAAAUCAUCGCAGCUGAAGGAUACGUCCCCCAGCAAGUCUUCAACUGCGACGAGACCAGACUCUUUUGGAAGAAGAUGCCAAAGAAGUUUUGUGCAACGGCUGAGGAGCAGGCGAUGCCGGGCAAAAAACCCUUGCAGGAUAGACUCACCCUCGCUCUGUGCGCCAACGCCAGCGGAGACUGUAAGAUUAAGCCUCUGCUCGUUCACCUUUCUGAAAACCCCAGAGCCUUUAAGUCCAACAAUAUUGUGAAGGACAAGCUGCCCGUCAUGUGGAGGGCCAACCAGAGGGCGUGGGUCACCAAGCAGUUCUUUGUGGAGUGGUUGAAUUUGGUCUUUGGUCCUGACGUUAAGAAAUACCUCCAGGAAAAUAAUCUACCCCUGCAAGCCCUUCUGGUCCUGGACAAUGCACCUGCUCACCUGCCCAACCUCGAAGAUGAUAUCCUGGAGGAGUUCAAGUUCAUAAAGAUUAUCUACCUUCCGGUCAACGUCACCCCUAUCCUGCAGCCCAUGGACGAGGUGAUUUCGGGUUUCAAGACUCUCUUCACCAGGCACCUGUUCCGCCACUGCUUUGAGAUGACCGAGUACACAGACUUCACCUACCGAGAGUUCUGGAAGGAUCACUACAACAUCGUGAUCUGCCUCAGGAUUAUUGACAUGGCCUGGCAGGCCGUUACGACGAGGACCUUGACCUCUGCAUGGGAGAGGCUGUGGCCCGAGGCCGUGUCUGAAACGGACUCUGAAACUUUGGAACCCGGGGCAGUGAUCAAGGAGAUAUUAUCCCUGGGCAAGUCCAUGGGCCUGGACAUGAACGACAGCGACAUCAACGAGCUCAUCAAUGAGCACUCUGAAGAACUGACCACAGAGGAGCUGAAGGAGCUCCAGAUGCAGCAGCAUGCCAACCUUCUGCAAGGGAUCGGCGACACGGAGGUCAUCUCCACAAGUGAGAUCAAGGAAAUGUUGGGGAUCUGGGAGAAACUUGUGGACUUUAUUCAGAAGAAACACCCGGAAAAAGCUGCAACUGGACAUGCCACGGCCCUAUUUGACUCCCUUUGCUUAACUCAUUUCAGACACAUUCUGAAAGAGAGGACUAAGCAGACCUCUUUGGACUGUUUUGUACCGGACUCUCCUGCAGAUGAGGGUGAGGAAAGCCUCGCCAAAAGGACCAAAAUCAGCGAAUAA
Messenger RNA from Nerophis lumbriciformis (worm pipefish), 1707 nucleotides. NCBI's taxonomy places the organism in Eukaryota, Metazoa, Chordata, Actinopteri, Syngnathiformes, Syngnathidae. The record is from RefSeq and is a predicted model, not a curated record.